GGCGAGGGCCCGGCGCGGGGCCGCCCCCGCGGCGCCGGGAGGAGCGCCGGGCGGACUGGCCGGCCGCCGGGAUCCGAUCGGCUGCGCGGUGGCUGCUGGCUCCGGGCGGAAGGACGGUCAGCUGGGCAGUCGUGACUGAGCCCGAUGACCUGUUGUGUCCUGCGGUUCUUCUGCGGAGGGAAGCGUGAAGAGUCCUGAAGUCACUGGGAGAGGACGCCGUGGGGCCUGUCUCCCCACCUUCCCGCCCUCCCGUGUGUCUGGAGUCGGCCCUGUCACUCCUGUGUUAUUCCUUUUUCACGGAGGCUGCUUGCUGUCUACAGACUGCACGUGGCUGAGAGGCCCCCAGGAGCGCCCUGGGCCAGCUGUCCCCUGGGGGAAGAGACAGGCUGGGACAAACGGUGCCCCCGCGUCCAGCCUCCACCUGCCCCUGGUGCCUGCAGGGGUCGGGACAUGCGGCAGGGACAGGAAUCUCCCCAGCCCCUCAGGCCCGUGCAGCUGGCCCGGGGCACAGAGCUGAGAACUGGGAAAAUCGCCGAUUGCCUCGGAGGCUUGGGGCAGGAAUUGCGGACGGAGGCCGUCGCCACCCCGGCCGGCCCCCCUCGGCCCGCGCGGGGCACGGUGGUCGGCUGCUGAGACGCCCAGCGCUGUCCCGGCCUGGGGCGCAGCUGAGGGCCGUUGGCAGCACCUGCUGUCAGGGAGGCUGUCCUGAAGACACAGUGCCCACCGUACCCUCGCUCUCUGGCUGCUUAGAGCCUCUCCCCGGCACUGGGGCCAGGACCUCCGAAUACACCCCCGCCCAGGCCACCCAGCUCCCCCUCCAGCCACACCGCCUCACUAGCACUGACCCCAGGAAGGCUGGGGGCACCGCGGGAAGGCCAGCCAUGGCUGCCCCCAGAGCCCACCCAGGCUCCUGAGGCCUGGAAGGCAAGGGGAGCUUUUAGGAGCCCAGGGUCCUCUGCCCAUUGCCCUGGCCUCCCUCCACCUCAGCGAGGCGCCUAGGAGCUGCCACUUUGUUAUCUAGGUAAUUAGCUUCAGACCCUGGACCAAGGCCAGCCAGGUCCCGGACUCUUAACCACAGGCUGUGCACCCUGACCCGGGGAGGCCCUGCCCGCUGAGCAGCCGCUGUGCCAGGGCCCUGGGAAGCAGGCUGCAGGUGCCCGCCCACGCUGCCCUCUCUGCCCAGGGCCUGUGCCCCUCAUGACUGCCCAGGCCUAGUGACGGGGUGGGGCCUCCUGACCCAGCCUUGCCAGGGGCAGAAGGCACCCAGGCUUGGGGAGGGGAUGCCCCCACGGGUACCCGUCCAGCCAGCUGCCCCACCCCUCAGGCCCAGCCUGGUCCCCGCACUCCCCCGUCUGGUGCCCCCAGCAGCCCACUUGCCAGGCAGCCCCCGCCAUGGCCGAGCACCUGGAGCUUCUGGCAGAGAUGCCUGUGGUGGCCAGGAUGAGCACACAGGAGCGGCUGAAGCAUGCCCAGAAGCGACGCGCCCAGCAGGUGAAGAUGUGGGCCCAGGCUGAGAAGGAGGCCCAGGGUAGGAAGGGCCAGAAGGAGCGGUCGCAGGAGGAGGCAGCCGGUGGCAGGCGGCAGAAGCGGGUCCUCUUCCCUCCCAGCGUUGCCCUUCUGGAGGCAGCUGCCCGCAACGACCUGGAGGAAGUCCGCCAGCUCCUCGAGAGUGGGGUCAGCCCCGACCUAGCCAAUGAGGACGGCCUGACGGCCCUGCAUCAGAGCUGCAUUGAUGACUUCCGGGAGAUGGUGCAGCAGCUCCUCGAGGCCGGAGCCAAGGUCAACGCCCGAGACAGUGAGUGCUGGACGCCCCUGCACGCCGCGGCCACCUGUGGCCACCUGCACCUGGUGGAGCUGCUCAUUGCUCGCGGCGCAGACCUCCUGGCAGUUAACACUGAUGGGAACAUGCCCUAUGACCUGUGCGAGGAUGAGCAGACGCUGGACUGCCUGGAGACGGCCAUGGCCAGCCGUGGCGUCACCCAGGACAGCAUCGAGGAGGCCCGGGCCAUGCCGGAGCUGCACAUGCUAGAGGACAUCCGGUGCCUGCUGCAGGCGGGGGCUGACCUCGACGCCCCCCGGGACCAUGGGGCCACGCUGCUACACAUCGCCGCAGCCAAUGGGUUUGGUGAGGUGGCUGCCCUGCUGCUGGAACACCGGGCCAGCCCAAGCGCCAAAGAUCUGGAUGGAUGGGAGCCGCUGCAUGCUGCGGCCUACUGGGGCCAGGUUCACCUGGUGGAGCUGCUUGUGGCACACGGGGCCGACCUGAACAGCAAGUCCCUGACGGACGAGACGCCUCUCGGUGAGCCAGAGCCUCAUCCUUCCGGUGUGGGGGAGGGGCAGGGGGCACCCAUGAUCCUCUGCCUCUCCUCCUCAGAUCUGUGUGGGGACGAGGACGUGCGUGCCAAGCUGCUGGAGCUGAAGCACAAGCACGACGCCCUCCUGCGCGCACAGGGCCGCCAGCGUUCUCUGCUGCGCCGCCGCACCUCCAGUGCCGGCAGUCGGGGGAAGGUGGUGAGGCGGGUGAGCCUGACCCAGCGCACCAGCCUGUACCGCAAGGAGCACGCCCAAGAGGCCAUCGUGUGGCAACAGUCACCACCCACGAGCCCAGAGCCUUUCGAGGAGGAUGAGGACCGCCAGACAGACUCCGAGCUGAGGCCACCACCCCUUGGGGAGGAGGACGUCCAGGAGGCCAGGCCGCACAACGGCCGAGUGGGCGGCCCCCUGGGGCGGCACCUGUACUCCAAGCGGCUGGACCGAGGCGUCUCCUACCAGCUGAACCCCCCGGAGGGCACCACCGCAGAUGCCCUGGUCCGGGCCAGGGCCCACCACACCCUGGCUGAGCUCAAGCGCCAGCGGGCCGCAGCUAAGCUGCAGCGGCCCCCACCUGAGGGGCCCGAGGCCACGGAGUCUGGCCCGCCUGUGGACAUGGAGGCCGCCCGGCUGGAGUGUGGCUCCAGGGCUGGGGGAGACCCGCCCCUGCUGAGACUCACAGCCCCCUCAGAGGAGGCCCCCCUGGAGAAGAGACCGUGCUGUCUGCUCAUGUGAGGGCUGCUUCAGGGCCCCUGCCCUGUGGACCCCAAGGCACGCCCCCGCCAGAACGCCAGCCUCCUCCCUCAGGGGCAGACCUGCGGCAGAGGCCGUGCCCGGGAGGCACCUGGCUGCCGAGACCUGGUUUCAUCCUGUGACUCUCGAUAAAGGGCCAUUCUGCCA
This is a messenger RNA of Sus scrofa (pig), 3210 nucleotides long. NCBI's taxonomy places the organism in Eukaryota, Metazoa, Chordata, Mammalia, Artiodactyla, Suidae. The record is from RefSeq and is a predicted model, not a curated record.